This is a messenger RNA of Galeopterus variegatus (Sunda flying lemur), 773 nucleotides long. It is a transcript of the gene HYI, whose product is annotated as hydroxypyruvate isomerase (putative). Gene Ontology annotation, biological process: glyoxylate metabolic process. NCBI's taxonomy places the organism in Eukaryota, Metazoa, Chordata, Mammalia, Dermoptera, Cynocephalidae. Gene Ontology annotation, molecular function: hydroxypyruvate isomerase activity. The record is from RefSeq and is a predicted model, not a curated record.
GGCGCGGGGAGCGGGGCUGCAGUUGGUGCUGAUCAACACGCCCCCGGGAGACCAGGACAAGGGGGAAAUGGGGCUGGGGGCCGUUCCUGGAAGACAGGCGGCCUUCCGAGAGGGGCUGGAGCAGGCUGUGCUGUACGCCAAGGCUCUGGGCUGUCCCAGUAUUCACCUGAUGGCUGGCCGAGUACCCCAGGGGGCCGAUCGAGCAGCAGUCAAGAGUGAGAUGGAGACAGUUUUUCUGGAGAACCUGAGGCAUGCAGCUGGGGUUUUGGCUCAGGAGAACCUCAUGGGACUGCUGGAGCCCAUUAACACCCGUAUCACUGACCCCCAGUACUUCCUGGAUACGCCACAGCAGGCGGCAGCCAUCUUACGAAAGGUUGGAAGACCCAACCUCCUAUUACAAAUGGACAUAUUCCACUGGCAGAUCAUGGAUGGGAACCUGACAGGAAAUAUCCGGGAGUUCCUGCCUAUCGUUGGGCAUGUACAGGUGGCACAGGUCCCAGGCCGAGGGGAGCCCAGCAGUCCUGGAGAACUGAACUUCCCCUAUCUGUUCCAACUGCUGGAGGAUGAAGGCUACAAAGGCUUUGUGGGCUGCGAGUAUCGGCCUCGAGGAAACACAGUAGAGGGCUUGAGUUGGCUACGUUCAUACUGGGAUAAGAGGGUCGCCCCCCAGCUGGCCAGUGAGGUCCUGCACACUACCCACAUGCCCCUCUGGAACAGUGAGUGAGCAUCCUGAGUUCAUCCAUCUCUGAAUUAAAGAUGACAUGCUGAAUGUU